GUGGAGUGGUGCACGCUGGGACUACGGGAGCCGGCGAGGCCUAGCGUUCGGGAGGCGGGAAGAGUUCCGGAAGCGGCGCGGGAUGACCGCGUCACUUCCUAAUAGCGGCGCCGGGAGUGGGGGAGCAACAUGCCCAAGUUUUAUUGCGACUACUGCGAUACCUACCUCACCCAUGACUCCCCGUCUGUAAGAAAAACCCACUGUAGUGGCCGUAAACACAAAGAGAAUGUGAAAGAUUACUAUCAAAAAUGGAUGGAAGAACAAGCUCAGAGCCUGAUAGAUAAAACAACCGCUGCAUUUCAGCAAGGCAAAAUCCCACCUACUCCAUUCUCGGCUCCACCUCCAGCAGGAGCCAUGAUACCACCGCCUCCCAGCAUCCCUGGCCCUCCGCGACCUGGUAUGAUGCCAGCUCCCCAUAUGGGUGGACCUCCAAUGAUGCCAAUGAUGGGCCCACCUCCACCAGGAAUGAUGCCAGUUGGACCUGCUCCAGGGAUGAGGCCGCCUAUGGGAGGACACAUGCCAAUGAUGCCAGGCCCGCCAAUGAUGAGACCUCCAUCCAGACCCAUGAUGGUGCCAACCAGGCCAGGAAUGACCCGUCCUGACAGAUAAAGGUGGAAGCUGAGCUUCUGUUUUCCAUUUUUGUUUCUGAUUUUUGUUGUUCUUCCUACAGUGCUACCUACAACUCCAGGAUUUUGCGUUAAAACAGUGGGCUGAAAAGACCUGCCACCUCUUCAGUUUGCAAAAGGCCUGAUAGGGGCACCUAGAUCAGGAUUCAUUGUAACUGUUUUUCCCCAUUUGAAAUGUAACAAUAAAAGGUUGAUGCUGGUUUAGAUACAGAGA
Molecule: messenger RNA, 840 nt
Organism: Alligator sinensis (Chinese alligator)
Lineage: Eukaryota; Metazoa; Chordata; Crocodylia; Alligatoridae
Gene: SNRPC
Product: small nuclear ribonucleoprotein polypeptide C
Exons: 6
Coding region: 130-609 (159 amino acids)
Biological process (GO): spliceosomal snRNP assembly; mRNA 5'-splice site recognition; mRNA splicing, via spliceosome
Cellular component (GO): nucleus; U1 snRNP
Molecular function (GO): pre-mRNA 5'-splice site binding; zinc ion binding
Source: RefSeq, a predicted model, not a curated record